Molecule: messenger RNA, 1584 nt
Organism: Penicillium nucicola
Lineage: Eukaryota; Fungi; Ascomycota; Eurotiomycetes; Eurotiales; Aspergillaceae
Exons: 2
Coding region: 1-1584 (527 amino acids)
Source: RefSeq, a predicted model, not a curated record
AUGAGUUACUACAAGGAUCAGUACAGGCAAUACCAGGCCAAUCCCAAGUCCGAGAGCGUCAAAUUGACCGACGACGUGUCUCUGAUCUAUGUUCCCACCACCACCAAGAUCGAAUCACGCGACGCGUUGCUCAACCAUGUACGGAAGCAGAGCUUUGUGGUCAAGAAGAGAUCGGAGCAGAUCAUCAGCUCCAUUGAGGGCUCUGAUGCGCUAUGCCUAGAGAUGGAGACCACACUGGAGUUCAUGGAGGGUGGCGGGGCCUAUCUCCCCUCGCUGGACGAUAAUUUCCUGGCCGACCGUGUUGUGACUUUCCCCACGAUGCACAUCGUCACCUUUGAGAACAACGCCAUCAAACAGAUCCGGAUUUACUGGGACCAGGGUUCUCUGCUGAAGCAAGUUGAGGUUAUUGGCGCGCGUGGACGCGCCUGGCCUAUCCGUGAUGGAAAGGACCAGGUCCGUUGCCUCAAGACUGCUGCGAACGAAUCGUCUGCUCCCUCGCUCUCUUCUUCGAUCCAACGUGAGCUACCUCAGCGUCCUGCCUCACCCGGCAAGCGUUUCAUCAAGGAUCCAUAUUCUGCAGAGUCUUUGACUGAGCUGCUAUCGCCCAACAAGGAAGCUGCUGCUCUUGAGCUGGGUGAUUCACCCCCCAGAAGUGCCUCGGCUGCUAAGCGUUACACCAAGGACCCGUACGGAGCUGGAUCUUUGAAUGAGCUUUUGUCUCCUAGCAAGAAGGCCGCUGACCCUAUGCGUCCCUAUGGCGGUGGUGCUUCUCGCCCUACUCAGCGCAACAUUAGCGAGCUGUUCCUGAAGGAUGACGAUGUCUCUGACUCACCAUCCAAGCCCCAGCGUAGAGUCCCCAAGAUGGACGAGGACGAGGAGGACAUGGCUGGCCCCGGCCCCGUCGAUGAGGACCGUAGCUUCUACAAGAGCGAUCCUAAAAAGUACAGCCACUUCGAGAUUGGCGGUGAUAACAACAACAACCUUGAGGUCCAGCAUGAAACUAGACACACCAACGCCUACAACACUCCCCACUGGGAAUUCGAUGACUUUGCGACUCCCAAGAAGCCUUCUCGUGCCCCGCGCGGUGAGGAAGUGCGCCAUUUUGGUUUCGAGAACGAGAAAGACUUUCAGACUCCCCCAGGCAAGGCCAAUGUGACCAAGCCCCGCCGCGACGCUGAUGUCCACUUUGACCUGACCGACGACGACGAAGACAAGGAAGAUGCCCGCAUUAUCAGCUCCUUUGGUGGCCGUGGCAAGAACCUGUACCAGAACCGCCUCUACGACGAGAACGGAGACCCCGAGCUCACCGAGAAGGAGAAGAAACAGGAGCCCCUGGGCGUUGUCGGAAAUGCCGCCAACCGCAAGAAGAACUUCGAUUUCGAUUCCCAGUGGGAAACAACAGGCGACUCUCCCAAAGCCAGUGAAAACACCAAGUCCACCUCUCAGAGCCACUCCCAGGCUGUGAAGAUGAUGGAGUCAUCCUGGGAUAACUUUGAGAACUCGCCCGAGCCCAAGCGGACUGCCACAUCUCAACGCAAUCCCAAGACUCACAACCAGCCGAGCUGGACCCAUGCUGACGAAUAA